Messenger RNA from Microstroma glucosiphilum, 740 nucleotides. Its product is annotated as NAC-domain-containing protein. Lineage: Eukaryota; Fungi; Basidiomycota; Exobasidiomycetes; Microstromatales; Microstromataceae. Gene Ontology annotation, cellular component: cytosol; nascent polypeptide-associated complex. The transcript is spliced from 4 exons. The coding region runs from base 1 to 519 and encodes 172 amino acids. The record is from RefSeq and is a predicted model, not a curated record.
AUGCCUCUUGAUCAGGCUAAGCUCGCUAAGCUACAGGCACUCAGCGCCAACAACCGAACGGGUGGUAAGGGUACCCCCCGAAGGAAGGUUCAGGCCAAGAAGGGAACCGUGGGUGAGGACAAGAAGCUACAGGCCGCCCUCAAGAAGCUCAACGUGCAGCCCGUAUCUGGCAUCGAGGAGGUCAACAUGUUCAGGGAAGAUGGAAACGUGUUGCACUUCAAGCAGCCAAAGGUCCACGGCGUUGGCGCUUCCAACACCUACGCCGUCUACGGAGCUGGUGCCGACAAGGAGCUCACCGACCUCGUACCUGGAAUCCUCUCUCAGCUGGGUCCCGACUCUCUUGCCAGUCUGCGAAAGCUGGCAGAGAGCUACCAGGCCAUGAACGCUGCCAACAUGGGAGCACAGGGUGGUGCUGGUGGUGCAGAGGGUGACGAUGAGGUUCCGGACGUGCCAACCAACUUCGACGAGGCCGACGAGAAGAAGGACGGUGAGGAGGCAGACGUCGAGAAGCUCGACUAAAUCCCAGACGAGUGAGGGACGUAGAGAGGCUGGCGGGGCACACUGUAUACGAAUCUCGGUCUAGCUGGUUCGGGGAGGCAGGAGAAGGAAUCCUCUGCUCAUCUACCUUUGGGAUGUGGGAGGGGAACAGGCAGGACUACACAGGCGACGCGCCUGGGUGCUACGCUGGUCCUGCUCUUUCCUUUGCUCCCCCCUUUUGGUUGGAAUGCUCAGACUUUGAU